AAAAACGGUGGGUGGCCUUUUCCGGAGACCACAGACGCGAAGAGCGAACAAAGGCGGCGUUCGCGCGGCUCGGGCAGAUUCCCGUUGUGGUCGGGUGCGUGGAUGGUACGCUCAUCGCAAUCCCGAAGCCCCAUGGCCUGAGCUCCGCGGACACGACGCAUUACAUGUCGGGGAAGGGACUCUACGCAUUCAACACCAUGAUCACAUGUGAUGCCGACCUCUGGAUGUCAGUCCAUGUUUCCUGGGGUCAUGUCAUGACUCGUGGGUAUGGCGGGGGAGCCCUCUCCGUCAGCACCUGGAAGCAAAACUUCGGCUUGCUUGGAGACUCCAGCUAUACAUUAGAACCGUGGUUCCUGACACCAGUGCCCGGACGACCAGCUCGUGGCACCCCUGAUAACCACUACAACAAGACCCACACCGCCAUGCGCAAUGCUGUGGAGUGGUGCAUCGCUGUAAGCUUCUGCUAA
Molecule: messenger RNA, 467 nt
Organism: Rhipicephalus sanguineus (brown dog tick)
Lineage: Eukaryota; Metazoa; Arthropoda; Arachnida; Ixodida; Ixodidae
Product: putative nuclease HARBI1
Exons: 4
Coding region: 165-467 (100 amino acids)
Source: RefSeq, a predicted model, not a curated record